AUGAUCAAUCCUCAGGACGUUUACGAUGUAGAUGGCGUUGAUGAGCCUAUGAAUGGGGAGCCACAAGAGCCACAGGUGAUAGUUGAAGACCAAGACCAAGUUGCCGAGGAAGAAGACGAGCUGGAGGACAUGGAUCUGGAUUCUAAUAAAGACCAUGGAGAGGUAGCUGAGGUAGGGUCAGACGUGGAGAUAGGAUCUGACGAAGAGCUAGGAGUGGAUGACGAUCUCUACCUAGAUCCAGAGUUAGAGCAGGACUCUGAAGACGAGCGAGCCCAAGCCGAAGAUAUGGAUUCUGAACCAUCCGAGUCUUCAGAGAAUCCUUCUGAGGAGCCAUUGGAUGACACUACUGGAUCUUCCAAUCCUGAGUGGGAACCCUAG
This is a messenger RNA of Syzygium oleosum, 378 nucleotides long. RefSeq names its product histone chaperone ASF1-like. The record is from RefSeq and is a predicted model, not a curated record. NCBI's taxonomy places the organism in Eukaryota, Viridiplantae, Streptophyta, Magnoliopsida, Myrtales, Myrtaceae. The transcript has a single exon. The coding region runs from base 1 to 378 and encodes 125 amino acids.